AAAAUCUUAUCAUCUUUAUAACCAUCGGUCUCCUUUUCUUACUUACAUCGGGAAAGUUUUGACUUGUCGGCGGAAUGGAGGCGACGAGGGCUAUGUUCCUUCUGCUGAUAUUUGCUGUUCUUGUCUCGUCAUCGCAGUCGGGAUCUAUUAUUCCACGACCUCGUCCUCUGUCUUCCCUGAGGAAAAUCAACACUACUACUACUAGUACCCAGGGUUUGUUGCAGAAUGCAGGCACUUGUUCUUAUACAGUGGUGAUUAGGACCAGCUGCUCUUCGAUUUCCUACACUCGUGACCGGAUCAGCCUUGCCUUCGGAGAUGCCUAUGGAAACCAGGUUUAUGUGCCGAGGCUGGAUGAUCCGCGAUCGAGGACAUUCGAGCGCUGCUCCACAGAUACAUUCGAUAUAUACGGACCGUGUACCUAUCAGAUAUGCUAUGUGUAUCUCUACCGGCAGGGUUAUGACGGAUGGAUUCCUUACGACGUAACCAUCUACGGAUACAACACGAACCCCGUUUCCUUCUAUUACAAUGUAAGGAUGCCUAGAGAUAUCUGGUACGGAUUCGACCACUGCUAUUAUGGCGCCCGAUCUGGUUCGGCCGCCGUGAAGUAAGCCCUCUUAUGUUCAGCUUCUAGAAUAAUGAGACGCAUUUAUUAGCUGCUAGAAUAAUGAGGGAUCGAUGAUCUAGAUCGAUUGUACUAGGUUUGUGUUGAAGAUGAUGUUGCUUGUGUAUGUAGUUUUAUUACGACCUUCUUGUUGAAGAUGAUGUUGCCUGUGUAUGUAGUUUUAUUACGA
Messenger RNA from Andrographis paniculata, 791 nucleotides. RefSeq names its product embryo-specific protein ATS3B-like. Lineage: Eukaryota; Viridiplantae; Streptophyta; Magnoliopsida; Lamiales; Acanthaceae. The coding region runs from base 75 to 608 and encodes 177 amino acids. The record is from RefSeq and is a predicted model, not a curated record. The transcript has 3 exons. Gene Ontology annotation, molecular function: protein binding.